AUGUGGAUCAAAGAGAAAGGCACAAAAGUCAUCCACUGCGGCAAGAAAGACGACCAGUAUGAGGGCUGGGUUAAGGAGGGUAUGUGCGACGGCACCGUUGUUGCUGAUCUCGAGGACGACGAAAACACCGCCAAAAAUAUACAAAAGGGAGUGGAGGAGUCCGGCUUCAAAAUUGAUGCCGUAUUUAGUCGCACAGAACAAUGGCAGCCCCUGGUAGGACAG
This is a messenger RNA of Sphaeroforma arctica JP610, 222 nucleotides long. RefSeq lists its product as hypothetical. The transcript has 2 exons. Lineage: Eukaryota; Ichthyosporea; Ichthyophonida. The annotation marks the transcript as partial. The record is from RefSeq and is a predicted model, not a curated record.